CAGGAACACAGAAGUGCCCGACUCCCGAGCCUAGUAACGCAACAGCGUGCAUAAGGCUUGGACGAAAUUCGCGAGGCUUACUGCGCCUUGUGACUCCAUUCGACGCCAUCCAGCGAAUCGGAAGAUGCCAAUGGAGAGGACCCAUUGAAGAUCCAGAGUUUGAAGAGUCCGGCACGGAGGAACAAGUGGAAGAGAGCUUCUUGGCUCGUGGCUAUGGGCAUGAAGGGGUGUUUGGGUUCUCGUGAUGGUGGAGAUAGGCUUGUACACUUCAUCUAGCUGCAUCUUUUGAAGGACGGAUGGAAACGCAAGGGGAGCAUCCCAGAACCAAGAGCACAGCAUGUAUGGAUUGAGGGAGAAGUCCGGGAGAUCACCAAUGGAGUCCCUAGCGAGCCCACUGCCCCUGUGCACCAGGUGGGGUUCUGGAACUCUUGAACUCUCCGAUCCCAAAAUAACGGGGGAACAACAACUCCCGUCUCACAACAUAGAUUGCACCGUACAGCUUGUACAAACUGCACGCCACUCGUUCCUGCGCUCUAAACCGAGCCAGCCGCAGCUUUUCCCGCAAGUCAUACGCAGAAAACAUGUUUCUCGCGCUCCACCUGCAAGAAACCGCGAGAACUCGUCUCCCCUGCUCGAAAACGCCACAGAAAGAUCAGACGACAACUCCAGCCGCAACCGCACAGAUCUGAGCAGGGAGCGAGAUCGAAUGUUUCGUUUCAUGUUGCGCUUUGACGCUGCUCUCUACCUUCUGCAGGCCUUUGAGAUUCGAAUUCUGCAGCUCCCUCAGGCAAGCAUUACAGCUGUCAUCAUAAUUAGACAUCCUGAAUUCGUGCUGGAGGCCGGUGGUGAUAGCUUCACGCUAUGUACGGUGUUUGUCGGUCCAGACUCCACAUUAGUGCCGAUACGACAUAUCACAGGUACGAGAUCCAUCGUGCUCGUCUUCGUACAGCCUCACACGAACUCCAAUGGGUUCUCGUGCAAUCAAUAUUUGAAAAUCCCAAGCUCCUGA
Molecule: messenger RNA, 1009 nt
Organism: Hyaloscypha bicolor E
Lineage: Eukaryota; Fungi; Ascomycota; Leotiomycetes; Helotiales; Hyaloscyphaceae
Exons: 1
Coding region: 338-1009 (223 amino acids)
Source: RefSeq, a predicted model, not a curated record